Podarcis lilfordi (Lilford's wall lizard) is the source of this 33185-nucleotide messenger RNA. NCBI's taxonomy places the organism in Eukaryota, Metazoa, Chordata, Lepidosauria, Squamata, Lacertidae. The record is from the annotation of a GenBank genome assembly.
GUUAGACUUUGCCCUUUGGUGCUAACAGUGGGGGCAGGGGGCUGUGACUGUCUCGCUCACAGCAAGGCUGCCCAACUCCCUUACACAUUCUGUGCAGAUUCUAUUGCACUGUCUUGCAAAAAAAAUAAUCAGUCGUGAUCUUUCACCGGAUAAGCGCUUUCCACAUCCGGUAAAGAUGUACUGUACACGUUGGGGCUCAGAGGAAAAGGCAGUGCCCUCCUGGCCACCAAGGGCAUAAAUUUCGCUACUGUGGAAAGUGAAACUGAGGGGAAGGACGGAGACUUCGUUUCCUUCAUACGCCUGCGCCUUAAAAAAGACAACUCCGCUUUCCUGGAACCCGAAAGUCGCGCAUUCGGGACCCCAGGAGAGGCGGAACCAUUGUGCUCAGUUGUGUUGUGCAGCGGAUAUAUUUACGUGCCGUACCAAAGGGAUUAAUUUUUGCGUUUGGAGAGCCAUGGCGGGGUCCGGGGCAGAGCUAAAACCUGCCGUAUUGAAGCACCGGCGAACUACACUCGAACGGGUCGAAAAGUUUAUCUCCGAGAUAUACUUCACGGACUGCAACCUCCGGGGCAGGUGGGCUUGUGUUGGUCCGACACCUAAAGCCUUCCCCAUUCACCCCACCUGGCUUACGCAGCGCAGCGUUGAACUACGGAACUCCCUCCCACAGGAGGCAGUGAUGGCCACCAACUUGGAUGGCUUUAUAAGUGGGUUACCGUCGCAGUUCCAUGGAGGAGAGGGCUAUGGAUGGCUACUAGCGGCGAUGGCUGUGCUCUGCCUCCAACAAUUGGAGCAAAUAACACUUGUGAAUAUCAGUUUCUGGAAACUGCAGAGGCGGGGGAAUGUGCUGUUGUGCUCAAGUCCAUUGGCGAAGCCAUGCGGGGGGCAGGAAGGGGCAACCGCUCCCCCAAAUCCAUUCAAAUCAAUAAAAAUGAAUAGCUGAGUUUCUGCACCCCCCCCCAACAAAAGGCCUGCCCCCUCCUAACAAAAAUAAUGGCUAUGCCCAUGCUCAGGUCUUGCUUCCGGUUUUCCCACUGGGGCAUCUGAUCCCCCCCCCCCCCCGGUGAGAAUAGGAUGUGGACUAGAUGGGCCAUUCCAUUCAGCUAUUCCACCUGGCCUUCAAUUUGAAUUAACCUGAUCAUCUGUUCCCAUUUCCCUUUCCUUUUCUAUGAAGAAACCCUUCUGGGACCCCACUUUUAAGCUCUUCCCUGGUCUCCUUGCCGGCCCUAGUAGGACAAACUUGGCCAGUUAGCCCUAGUGAUCAUUUGAUGUCUACUGACAGGGUUUCUUCCCCCCCCCAAAAAAAAAAUGACCCCUGAAUUUUAGAAUUUUAUUGACAUUGAUGCUGCAUUUAUGUUGUGUUUUUAUGCUGUUUUUAAGUCGCACUUUAACCAAUGUUUUAUAUUUGCUGUUAGCUGCCCUGAGCCCGGAAUUUUAAAUCGGGAAGGGCGGGGUAUAAAUAAAAAAUUAUUGAUUGAUUGAUUGGAUCCAGUACACUCUUCUCAUGGUUAUUACAUUCUUAAGAACACACAGUUUGGCCUGCAUGGGGGAUUUGAUGUGACCAUAUUUGUUUUUAGAAGGUGGUUGUGGCCAUGUUGGGUCCAGAGGAUAGCACAAUAUAAGUACUGUAUGGUUUAAGAGCCUUUCGAGAGUCCUGUCUUUUGCUGUUAGAGGCUACAUGAGACUUCCAAGUUUCAAAGUGGCCCUUGUAGCCCCAUCCUCUUAAUCAUAGAAUUGUGGAGUUGGAAGUGACCCUGAUGGUCAUCUAGUCCAAUCCCCUGCAAUGAAUCAACUAAAGGAUUCCCGGGUUUGGACAGUUUGAUCUCCAGCCGUUUUAACUGUUUGCUGUGAAACAUGCCAUCUGAUUUCUGCUUCCACAGUUGGAGUCAAUGCUGCUUCUGAAUACAGUGGUACCUCGGGUUAAGAACUUAAUUCGUUGUGGAGGUCCAUUCUUAAAAGGUACCACUUUAGCUAAUGGGGCCUGCUGCCGCCGUGCGAUUUCUGUUCUCAUCCUGAAGCAAAGUUGUCAAGCAUCUUUUUCUCCACAGUGACCCAUCAGAUUUAUUUUAUUUAUUUAUAAUUAUACUUGUACAGUGGUACCUCAGGUUACAGAUGCUUCAGGUUACAGACUCCGCUAACCCAGAAAUAGUACCUCGGGUUAAGAACUUUGCUUCAGGAUGAGAACAGAAAUUGCACGGUGGCGGCACAGUGGCAGCAGCAGGAGGCCCCAUUAGCUAAAGUGAUGCUUCAGGUAAAGAACAGUUUCAUGCUAAGAACGGACCUCCAGAACGAAUUAAGUUCUUAACCCGAGGUACCACUGUAUACUGCAAUUUCAUAAAAAAUAUCAAAGAGCUGAUGACACUGAGGUGUGUGUUUCACUGCAGGUUGUUUGGUGCUUCCUGCUCGUUGGCAUCUCUCUCUUGCUUUGAAACCUCACAGCGGAUUCCAUAUGACGAAGCUGUCAGACAAGAAUUUAGGCUUGUGAAGGUUGGAGACUGUUUUGGGAGCACGUAAGUAUUCCCUUAGAGGCUAAUGAAUUAAAGGAACAUAUAAACUAUCCUUUCUUCAUGUGCCUCCUCCACGAGAUGUCUGGAAGGCGGUAACAUGAGAAUGGCCUUUUCUUCAGUGGCUCCCCAUUUGUAGAAUGCUCUCCCCAGGGAGGUUCAUCCAGCACCUUCAUUAUAAAUCUUUAGGCACCAGACGAAAACAUUUCUCUUCAACCAGGCCUUGGCCUGAUUAAUAUUCUAUGGCCUUUUUAAUGUGUUUGUGGGACGAGGGGGUAUUGUUUUGUUUUAUCUAUUUAUUUUGUGCUUUUAUCCUGUAUUUUUAUCUUGUAAACCUCCCCAAGAUGGUUGAAGGAUGAUCUAUAAACUAAUAAAAUAAAAAUAUAAUAGGAACACAGGAAGAUGCCUUAUACUAGUCAGACGAUUACUCUGUCUUGCUCAGUCUUGUCUACACUGACAGUGGCUCCCCAGAGUUUUGAGCAGGGAAUUUUCCCCAGCCCUACAUUCUUGAGUCACAGCUAUGGAAAGCUAUGGGACAAAGCAAACUUGAGCAGAGUGCCGUUACAUCACAUGAGGCUGAAUUCCCCAUCUUUUUCCUAGGCCCUCAUAAGUAACAUUAAUGGUGUGUGCUUUGGUUGAGCCAGGGAUUUCAGGGCCCUUUUCUGAUUGAAGCGUUGGGUGAACACUAAUACAUUUCUUGCCAUCCUAGUGAGAUAGUUAUCCUGUGGAAAUUGGAAGUAUUGUUUGUAUUUAUUUAUUUUUAAAAAGUCACCUGAAAUUGUGCAUGUCACUUCCCUAAGAUGGAAGACCUGCUGGUUCAAAGUAGAUCUCAGCAUCCCCAGGGAAUGGACAGGAAAGGAAGUCCACCUUCUUUGGGAAAGUGAAGGAGAGGGAAUGAUUUGGAGGGAUGGCCAACCUGUGCAGGUAAGUGACAACCUCAUCUGGAUGUGCAGAGUGCUGAUUAGCUAGCGCUCAUGACCAUAUCAAAAUCAUGCAUCCUGCCCCCUUGCCCAGAGUAGAAUUAAAAUAGAUAGAUGGGCUCCUUUUAAAUGGUGCUGAAUUUAACUAGAGAUGAAACAAGCCAGGCACAUGAUUCUUUCUUUCUUUCUUUCUUUCUUUCUUUCUUUCUUUCUUUCUUUCUCUCUUUCUCUCUUUCUUUCUUUCUUUCUUUCUUUCUUUCUUUCUCUCUUUCUUUCUCUCUCUCUCUCUCUCUCUCUCUCUCUCUCUCUCUGAAAAAAAAACAAAGCUAAGUUCUUUGUUGGUGGGAGUUGGCAAUGUCCACAAAGGGUUCAGAGUUUAGUACUGUAUAUAUGUCAGGGUUUGUGAAGGGAGAAGCAGCAGAUCUUGCCAUGCAACUGAAAAGCCCUCACUGGCUCUUGCAAGGAGGUAGUGUACAUCUUUGUGCAGCAUUCAAUAGUUAGUGACAAGUCAAUGAUUGUGUUGGCACGUUAUGCCACUUGUUCCAUUUUAGACAGUGUUGUCCAUUCUUGUGUUACAUUUAAGUGGUUACCUCUGAUCCCCUCUCUCCCACCCCCCAAAAUCUGACAGGGUUUGACGCGGGAAGGUGAGAAGACCAGCUACAUUCUGACAGAUAAUCUAAAGGAGACGGACCCCCACAGGUGAGCAAGGAAGCCCUCUUAGCCAUUCAGAGGGUUACUCUUUUGUUUUUCUAGGAAAGUCAGAUUGCCUAUUUUGUCCAUUUUCGUUCAUUUAAAAAAGAAGUCAAGACCGUGUUGGCUGAGGGUGAAGAGUGUUGGAAGGCACUGUGUUUGUUACCCCUGGAUUAAACAGUUAGAUGGCUGAUGAGAUUGCUGACAUUUUUCCCUUCCCUAGCUUGACCCUGUAUGUGGAGGUUGCCUGCAACGGUCUGUUUGGAGCUGGGAAAGGCAGCAUGAUUGCACCACCUGAUCCUGACAAGAAGUUCUCCCUGCAGAAGGCAGAGCUGGUGGUCUUCAACAGGGCUGUCCAUGAACUUCUGGUAGACUUUGAGAUUCUUCUGGACAUGGCUAAGGUAAAGCUUAUGCUUCCUGGUUUUGUCUUCAAAUGCUGACUGUGCACUAGAGGAAGUCGCCUCCCCCAUUGCCUAAUUCAGUUGUUCCUAAACUUUUUGGGGCCACCGCUCCCCUGGUUCCGUAAACUCGCCCUCGGUGCCCCCUACUCUACCCUAGAAGCAUUAUUCAGAACAGCACUUUGCAUGACCCGCUAAGGAAGAUAGUAAUGCAAUAAAAUUCGGAACAGUAGCAAUCAAUUGCACAUUUAUUCAAAUCCAGUUCAAACUACUAGUUUAAUUAAUUCAACAAAAAUGGCAAAAUUGAUCAAGAGACACCAGCUUUGCAAUGUCUGACAAUCAUUUGCACCUCUAGCACCCCCUGCUGGCCCCUUGCCUCAUAGCACCCUCCCCCAUAAUCCCACUGCUACCCCCAGGGAAAGGGGUGGCCCGUCCCGUUUUGUUGCCUGAGGCAAAGCAGGAAGGGGCUGCCUUGUGUUUGUCCCCCACACCCUCUCCCCUUGCUGCCUCUACUGAAGCAUCAGUGGGGUGGGGUGGGUUCUGCUUCAUGGAUGGGCCAGCCCUGACCAGUACUGCGUACUUUGGGAACCAUUGCUCUAAUCAGUUAGAGGUUUGUGAAUGCCCCAAGCAACUGCGGGCAUCUUGGGUCCAUUCAGUUCAGGAUGGUCUCUGAUGACCGGAGAUGGCUCUCUAGGUUUUCAAUCAAGGUACAUUCCUACUCCUACCUGCCAAGGAUUGAAUCUGGGACCUUCUGCAUGCAAAACAUUUGUUUUCUCCAUAUUUUGUGAAUUCACACAUCGCACAUCAGCUUGGAUUGGGUGUUUAGUUACAGUCUGUGUGUGUGUGUGUAUGCUUGCUUGCACACAAGUCCCACUGUUUGCUUCUUAACAUAUUGAGCCAUAGACUUAGAAAAUAGUACACUGUGGUUUGGCAUCUUUAGGCAGCCUGCACCAAGCGUCAGAAUAUGGCAAGUGCUGCUGCCUUUAAUGUUGUAUUUGGGACUUGGUUUCCCUGAACAGCUCAGGUCUAGGGUACCUCAGGCCUGAACCUUUAUAUCUCAGCUCAGUCACUGAGAUAAUCUUUAGGAACAUCCUUGCUCUUUCUCGAAGUUGGCAAAGCUUGUUUGACAACAGUGAGAAACCAAGCCUUUAGUGCCACCGACCCCAUCCUGUGGAACCAUCCUGCCAACAGAGGUUCAGUGAGUGUCUUCUGUGUCAACUUUUAAAUGCCUGCUGUUUUUUUUUUUAUAUUUUGCCAGGCCUACGCAGGCAAUUAAGAAUACUUCUCCCACAAUGGUUUGUUGAUGCUUACUUUUAGCCUUUCUUUUUUGUUGCUGUCCCAGAAACUCCAGCGGGUGCAGAAUGCUGCAGCGAGGCUCCUCACGGGGUCUCUGCCAUGGGAGCAUAUUCACUCAGUGCUUUUUCAGCUGUACUGGCUCCCGGUGGAGUACAGGGUCAGAUUUAAGGUGCUGCUUUUGACCUUUAAAGCCCUUCAUUGGCCCAGGACCCUCGUACCUACGGGACCGCCUCUCCCAGUAUGCCCCACGGAAAGCCUCAAGGUCCAUAAAUAGUAACACCCUAGAGGUCCUGGGUCCUAAGGAAGUCAGAUUAGCCUCAGCCAGAGCCAGGGCCUUUUCAACACUGGCUCCAGCCUGGUAGAACGCUCUGUCUCAUGAGACCAGGGCCCUGCAGGAUCUGAUUUCUUUCUGCAGGACCUGUAAGACAGAGUUGUUCCGCCUGGCCUUUGGCUUGGAAUCAAAUUGAUCCCCUCCCCCUCUUUCUUUUUUUCCUUUCUCCUUCUAUGAUGGAACUCCCAUUUGUGGACUUCCCUGGCUUUUUUCUGGCCCAUGUAGGACCAGUCUGGAUAGUUGGCCUUGGUGAAGACUUGACGUUUUCAUCCCCCAAAAAGUUUUUGAUUUGAAUUUCUACUGAAAGGAGGCUGCAUUUUAAUGCUGGAUUUUAAUCUUGUUUUUAUAUCUCAUUUCAAUCAAUAAAAACAAUCAAUUGUUUUUCUAUCUAGUGUUAGCCGCCCUGAGCCCGGUCUUGGCUGGGGAGGGCGGGGUAUAAAUUAUUAUUAUUAUUAUUAUUGCUUUUAACUUAAAAUUUUUUGUGUGUGUUUUUAUUGUAUGGUUUUUACCAUUUGAUGUUGUAAACUGCAUUGAUAUGUUUUGUGAUUUAGUGGUAUAUACAAAACAAAUACCUAACAGUUCCUUGGUAUAGGCUUGUGUGGACGACAUAUUUUGCCAGCACAUGGUUAACGUUUUCCUGUUAUGCAGCUUCUUGGGGAGGAAAAUCAGCGGAGCUUCCAGGCACUUUACACAGCCAAUCGGAUGGUUAACCUGUGCGAUGUUGCCAACCCAUUGACUUUUGCUGCAGCGCACGAACUUGCCUGCUCCGUCUUCGGUCAAAAGAAUGGAGAGAGUCAGCAUGUCAUCCACGCGAUGGGCCAUUGCCACAUUGAUUCCGGUAACAAGAAGUGCAUUUUGGCACAGCGUUGUAGGGAAGGCACCAGCAAUAGUGGCUGGGUUGGGUGGUGGCGGGUGGUUGUUCUGAACCGCAGGCCCAACAGAGGGCUUGUGGGAGAGGUGGGAUGCAGGGAUACCAAAUAAGGAUGCCAAAAACAUCAGAAUGACCGGUUCUAGGUAAAGGUAAACGGACCCCUGACCAUUAGGUCCAGUCGUGGCCGACUCUGGGGUUGUGGCGCUCAUCUCGCUUUAUUGGCCGAAGGAGCCGGCGUACAGCUUCCGGGUCAUGUGGCCAGCAUGACUAAGCUGCUUCUGGCAAACCAGAGCAGCGCACGGAAACGCCGAUACCUUCCCGCCGGAGCGGUACCUAUUAAUCUACUUGCACUUUGACGUGCUUUCGAACUGCUAGGUUGGCAGGAGCAGGGACUGAGCAACGAGAGCUCACCCCGUCGUGGGGAUUCGAACUGCUGACCUUCUGAUCAGCAAGUCCUAGGCUCUGUGGUUUAACCCACAGCGCCACCCGCGUCCCUAUGGCCGGUUCUAAUGCUUUACUAAAGAAAGGUGUAGACUUAAAGCACAGUAGCAGCCUGCCAGAUCUCUUAGCCUUUCAGUCGCCAGACGGACAUGGCAGCAGGGAGAUGGUUUGUCCACACCCAAGCAAACGUGCAAACAGUCUUUAUACACAAAGCAGCAUACGUCACUUUGUCUAGUCCCACCGCUUCACCUGCUCAGAUUAGGGCAUAGAAGGCAUAUACCCAAAUCUGACAGGGAGUUUCCCUUUCUGGGUUCACAGCCCAGCAGCCGAAGCCCGCAGAUAAGGAUAACAUCAAAGCAAGCCAAUUAGCUUAUAUUGAAGCCAGUGAAUCAGCUCAUUGCUACAACAGCUCCCAAUGGCACCAGCAAAGCACCAGUUCUCCUUUGGUUCAGCACAGUGGGACAGAGGUGGGCUGCCCCUCUUCCUUCUUUCCCCACCCCCAGGUGCCACUGCUGGUGAGGGAGACGGGCAAAGGAGUGGGCAGCUUGGCACCGUGUGACUGCGGUGUCCACAGUGUUGGUUAGGGCAUGCCAGUUUAGGGGCUGAAACUUAAUUUUUUGCAAAUUUCUUCAGGGAUGCUCUUUAAAAUGUGUUUUGGGGUGUGGGGAAUUCAAAUCUAUUUUUGUAAUUGGACAACAUGUUUAUGUCUAUGUCUAUGUUUGACGAAGAAGCACAUAAACUGCUUUUGGAAAGCCAAAGAAUUUCAGUUUUACCUUCUGAACAUGUCAGGUAAUGCUGAAAUAAAUAAAUAAAAUAUUAAUAUAUAAUGUAACGGCAAGUCCUGGGCAAUCAUUUUUAAUGAAUUCUAUGCAAUUUUACUUACUAAGCAGAACUAAAUUAUAUUAAUUUAACCAAAAUAUAUAUUUUGAAUUCCCAAGUCAUGUUCCAACUUUUCAGCACUCCUCAUUUUUGGAGUUUGAAAGUUGAGCUCCCUGCUGCCUUGGCCAUUGGGUGGUGUUGCCUUGGGUGGUGCUGGCGAGUUAGGAGAUCAAAGCAACGCCCCCUGUGCUACUGGAUAUAUGGGCGCAUCUGGUGCCAUUUGACAAAAUGUGUGUGUGUGUGUGUGUGUGUGUGUGUGUGAUGAGGCGGCAAGUUCACAUUGUGGAAAGGGUGUUUUAACCUCAGACGUUUGUGUGGGAGAGAGACACCUGCCAGAUGCAAUGAACUGCAAAUCAGGCCAGUCUGUUUAUGCUUCCUCUUGCAUGGCUCUUUUCCCAAGAGUUAGGUCUUUGUUUUUUGUUUUUUUUUAAAUGGAAUUAUUUGGCAAGGACUGGAUGGGAGAGGAAUGGAUGGAGGGGGCAGAGUUGAAGGCCAUAGAAUAGUGAAAGCUAUGUACAGCUGCAAAAAGAAUGUUGUAGAAUCUCGAAAAUGGUCAGGCUAGAAAACUGGAGACGGUUUAACUGCAGUUUUUGUGCAACUCCAAUUUCAUGUGCCCUGACAUUUUUGUUGCUGUCUAUAUACUUAGACUUUUCUGCACAAUCUUUUAUUUUUCUUUUGGCACCAUUAAAAGUGCAUUUGUUUUUUCCCACUUGCUGCACACAGCUUGCAUUUCUUCCUUCAAGGCCGCAUUUCUGUAAUGGCAUAAUUGCUGCCCACUUCUGUCUCCAUGAAUGCCUUGCGCUGACCUCAGAAUCCGGGUUUUCUGGCUGCAGAAUCUAGCACCUUCAUUAUAUAUCUAUCUAGUCAUGCAUGCGACUGACAAGAUUCUGAUUUCUUCUGAAUGCCAUGUGAGAGGCUUAUUUUCUGUCUCUUCUGCUAUGGGGCCGGGUAAGCUCACGGAGCAAUGGAUCCAAACUACAAGAAAGAAGAUUCCACCUAAACAUUAGGAAGAACUUCCUGACAGUAAGAGCUGUUCGACAGUGGAAUUUGCUGCCAAGGAGUGUGGUGGAGUCUCCUUCUUUGGAGGUCUUGACAACCAUAUGUCAGGAGUGCUCUGAUGGUGUUUCCUGCUUGGUAGGGGGUUGGACUCGAUGGCCCUUGUGGUCUCUUCCAACUCUAUGAUUCUAAGCUAGGAUUGUGACCUCCAUAGGCCACAUGGGCAUCAUAAAUGAAUAAACCAGCUCCUGCCUGCAAUUGUCCUCUUAGCUUGGCUGUGGCCUUACGAUGAGACGAUCCGUAAAUGUGCUCGCAGCUGGGUGACUGUCAUACGCCUGAUGGAGAAGAACCCGGAGUUCACCUUUGUUUGCUCACAGGUAUUAUUAAUAUGUCUAUGCAUGGGAAGGGAUCUAGUUUAGGUCAAGGGCUGUGUUCCCUCGUGGGUCAGCUUCUGGGGACCACGUGCCAGUGGUGAGCAGGGCCAAAGCCACAUACAGGCCCCCCACUCACACAUAUCCAGCCACAGCUUCCCAGCAGCAAUGCGGAUUACGACUGUGUCCUGUUUGCGUGAAUGGGAUUCUUCCCCUGCUCACUUUAGCCCGAUUGCCUUGUGUUUGGUGGGGCUGAGGCACAGAGGCUGCAGGCUGGAUCCAAGGAGCUAGUGAUCAAACGCCCAUGUUUUAGUUGAUUAAAUACAGUGGUACCUUGGUUUAAGGGACGCGGGUGGCGCUGUGGGUUAAACCACAGAGCCUAGGACUUGCUGAUCAGAAGGUCGGCGUUUCGAAUCCCCGCGACGGGGUGAGCUCCCGUUGCUCGGUCCCAGCUCCUGCCCACCUAGCAGUUUGAAAGUAUGUCAAAGUGCAAGUAGAUAAAUAGGCGGGAAGGUAAACAGCGUUUCUGUGCGCUGCUCUGGUUUGCCAGAAGCGGCUUAGUCAUGCUGGCCACAAGACCCGGACGCUGUACGCCGGCCCCCCUCGGUCAGUAAAGCAAGAUGAGCGCUGCAACCCCAGAGUCAGCCACGACUGGACCUAAUGGUCAGGGGUACCUUUACCUUUGUUUAAGAACAGCUUAGUUUAUGAACAACUUGGAUUAAGAACGCUGCAAACCCAGAAGUAGGUGUUUUGGUUUGUGAACAUUGCCUUGGAAGAAGAACAUGUUCCACUUCCUGUUGAGUGUAAAUUGAGUUCUCCGCUGCUCUGGGAAAGCACACCUUGGUUUAAGAACGCUUUGGUUUAAGAACAGACUUCCGGAACGGAUUAAGUUCGUAAACCAAGGUACCACUGUAUUUAAUCAACUAAAACUUGGGCGUUUGUAUUGCAAAUGGUGGUGAAUGUUCCACACAGAUAUUUCCUACCUGGUAUGACUAGAGACAUUAUUGCUAAUGAAAAAUAAUUUCUGAUGAAGGAACUAAAUACAAAAUGAAACGCUGCUCUCCUGGCAUACUAUUCUAUUGUCCUGGAGAACUUAAAGGGUUGCAAGCACUCUGACUGAUCUAUGUUUUGUAAAUGAGGGGCACAUUGAUUGUUAGCUCAAAUUUUUAGAGUCAUGCUUCUCCAAAUCUAGAUGGUAGCACUUAUUUUUCGCACACAAGUUGCAGGUGUGGGUACAGGAUGACAACUUUUCAUUAUAUUACAUUUACAUUACAGGUGCCACAUAAUACCUGUUUCACAUUUUAAGAACAUUUAAUGUGGCAGCAUUUACACUUCGGAACUUCCUGCCUAUUGACAUCAGGCAAACACUUUCACUUCCCUCUUUCAAUGCCUCCUAAAAACAUUUUUGUUUAGUAGAGCCUGCCCAGAUGUGUAGAAUGUAGAUGCGUGUUCUAAUCUGAUUUUAGUUUCUUGCUGAUUUUGUUUUGGGAAUGUUUUAAAGAGUUGCUUUUACUUGAUUUUAUUGCUUUAUUCUCUUCCUAAAUCACUUUGAGGAUUUUUUUUUUUUUUUUAACAACAAAGCGGUGUGUAAAUUAAUGAAAUAAAUAAAUGAAUGUGUUUGCCAUUUUCAAUGCAGGCUCAGCAGUUUGAAUGGGUGAAGAACUGGUACCCUGGGUUGUACUCUACAAUUCAGAAGUUUGUGAAAGAAGGGCGUUUCAUUCCUGUUGGGGGCACCUGGGUGGAAAUGGUAAGAAGGAAAGCACCCUUCUCAGUAGCUGGGCCACGCAGGCGACCUGAGGCCAGAAAAUCUCACCUUCUGCCUGCGUUGCAGAUGUUGAACUGAGCUUCUUUUUACCUUAGAGUUAUGUACUGAAGUUCUCACCCUGGGCCAGCAGGGGGAUACUGUAGAUAGUUAUGCAAAUAAGGGAUCGAAAGUGACGUUCAGUGAUUGGAUAGUUUUAGAAAAUUGUUACAGUUACGUUGUACUGGAGCUCUAUAUAAGCAGGCUGACUGAACCCUUCAGUCAGUUCUGUUCUGGCCUGUGAAUAAACAAGAGCUGUUUGAAGAAUCGCUGUGUCGUCUGAUAUGUUCACCCACAACUUAACACUUAGGUUUCUAGCAGGGUAGCCAAUGUGGGGACUGCAAAUGUUUCCGUACGCCAAUUCCCAGCAGCCUCGGCCAGCAUGGCCCUUGGUCACUGAUGAUGGGCAUUACAGUGCACCCAUCUAGAGGGCACCACGUUGGCCAGCCCUGAAAAGAACCUCAUUGUACUCUGUGGCCCAUACUGCUUGACCUUCUCUUGGGCUGCCAGAACCCAGAAUUCUUAGAUGGAGCACUAAUUUUUCUGGGAUGGACAAUUGCUCCGGCGAAGAACGCUGCCAAACUGUGCAGGUGGAGGGGUAGGAAAGAGUGAUGGGCUUAAGCUUCCUGCAUAGGUUUACAGGCUUGUGAUCUUCCCCCAGGACGGCAAUCUUCCAAGUGGAGAAUCCAUGGUUCGUCAGUUCCUGCAGGGACAGCGGUUCUUCCAGCAGGAGUUUGGGAAGCUAUGCUUGGAGGUAGGUGCUCCCAGCCGCAGACAUGUCCUUUGGUCCCAGGGCGGGGGGGACUUCAGGCAUGGGGGCAAAAUGCAGCCAUCAAAGGCAAUGGUUCAAAGGUAAUUAAAUUAAAGGUAAAGGACCCCUGACAGUUACCCUAAGUCCAGUUUCAUCUGUUUCUCUCCUGCACAAGCAGUUCUGGUUGCCAGACACGUUUGGCUACUCUGCACAGCUGCCCCAAGUGAUGAACGGCUGCGGGAUCCACCGGUUUCUAACGCAAAAGCUUAGCUGGAACCUCGUGAACACUUUCCCGGUGAGUUUUGCUGUUUCUCAGUCAAGAAAAAGUGUAAUAGUUUAGAAAUUUCAGGGGUCAGCAAACUUUUUCAGCAGGGGGUCGGUCCACUGAAUCUCAGACCUUCUGGGGGGCCGGACUAUAUUUUUUGGGGGGGAAUGAACAAAUUCCUAUGCCCCACAAAUAACCUAGAGAUGAAUUUUAAAUAAAAGGACACAUUCUACUGAUGUAAAAACACACUGAUCCUCGGACUAAUUUAGAAGGCUGUUGGGCCAGAUUUAGAAGGCUAUUGGGCCGGAUCCGGCCCCCGGGCCUUAGUUUGCCUACCCAUGGUUUAGAUUGAACAAGGAAUAGCUUUUCUUUGCAUUGCUUGAAAAGGAGUGCCUUGGUGUGUGUGUUCUUCCUCAGUUGAAAUCUGCCCAGUAGCAUCAUAGGAUUAUUCAAGCCAUUGUUUAUGAAUCUGGCUCCCCCUGCUGCCACCACCAACAGUCGUUAAGAUUAACCACAGUUUAGGGUUUGGACAUAGUGCUAAAUCAGUGAUUCCCACCCGCUUGGUUCCAUAAACUCAUCCUCAAUGUCUCCCCUCCCCUCCAAAAAACAUUAUUCAGAAUAGCGGUUUGCACGACCCGCUAAGGAAGGUAGUAGUAACAGUAACAAUUAAUUGCACGUGUAUUAAAAAAAUAAAUUUAUGCUGUGGUAUAAUCUUGCAGCUAAGAAAUAUAACAAAGACUAUUGCACGAAAAAUAUUAUGUUGGGGAGAUCUCACACAGGUGAAGGGAAGCAGUGGGGAGGAGGGGAGGGUUAGGUUGAAUUUGGGAAAUAAAAUAAUAUAUGGGACAGCAAAGCAUGUAAUAGAUUCUUAUAGAAUAGUAAUAUAUUGUAACCAGAAUAGAAGUUCAAAAGGGGAAGUAAAUGUAUUUUUAGUAUUUUCAUUAUUGUAAUAGUUACUAUUAUUUCUCAUCAGUAGAAGGCAAUGUUAACUUAGACUUCUUCGUUUUGCUGUCUGUAUAAUUUUCUUAAGUCAAUUAAAAAAAAAAAGACUAUUGAACGAAAAAUAUGUUUUACAAAAUCUUGAUAACGAAAACAUACGGGUAAAGGAGAUUUAUAGCAUAAAAUGUUUAUAUAUAACUACUUACCAAACACGCACAAACCUUUGCCCACCGCAGAUGACCAGUAGCUAGUUUGUAAGAAAAUCAAUAGCUGUUACCAAUAACGGGCUGUCUUGUGGCAACUCACAAUUGAAAAGGGAAAAGCUCUGCGAGCUAUAAGAAUAGUAAAUCAUUAAAUGCAGUGAUCAGUGCCCCUUGGAGGGCCCCUACCCCCUGCAGCCCCCUUGCCUCUUAGCACCUCCUAGGUAGUCCCACCGCCUCCCAGGGAGCAGGAGCACCUACUGUGGGAACCCCUGACAUUGACUAUGGGCCACAAUCUUCUCUUUCAGCACAACACCUUUGUCUGGGAAGGCAUUGACGGGUCCCAGGUUUUAGCCCACUUCCCACCCGCGGAUUCCUAUGGGCUGGCUGGUUGUGUGGAGGAGGUGAGUGAGGGCCACUUGCCCCCCGGAAGAAGGAAGUGAGGGCCAAGUUGGGGUGGGGUUUCUAGCACUUCUGAAGACCAGCAACUGCAAGGAAUGUAUUGCAAGGGAAUGGACUGAAUGACCUGGAAACCAUAGCUUGUCCAAAGUGCUGGGAAUUGUACCCCUGUGUGGGGAGAGGGAAGCCAUGUGCUUUAAAUGUGCUUUGUAGGAAUGAUCGCUGGGUGAGGAGCACACUCCCCUUCACAGAUAAAGCCACAGCUGUCUGAACAUCUUGCCCUCUGUCUAACCUUUUGCGGUCUCAGUAGUCUGCGGUGUCCUGUCUGUAACCUUUGUCUCUGAGACCUUUUGUCUCCUUGUGCAAUACCCUGUGCAAGGGGAAAAUCACGCGGUGGAAACAGGUGCAAAAAUAACUUUGUACCACCCCACGAACUCGGGACGGGAAGAUGCGUAAAGGUCACAGCCCAAAAUGUAUCUGCCUGGGUUUGCAUAUUGUGUCAAUAAAAGGAGCCUCCACAGAGCUGGUCGGCAGCUUGCUUGCAGCUCACCUGCGUUACCAACUCCUGCCUCAUGUCCUUCACUUCAGUGCUUUGUGUGUGUGGUGUGUGUCAGGUGCUGCUGCUGGUAGCUCGCAAUUAACCAGGCAGGACUCCAAACCUGUCUUUUACAGGUUUUAUUGCGCAAACUAUUUACAUUGCAGAUCUACAAAGUUCAUGUCCGUCUUAGUCACUUGCAGAAUCCGGAAGUGGCCCCUUCCGGCUUCUCCCCCACCGUAAGAACUUAGACACCCCAAGCCUCCACCUCCCCUCCUUGCGUUUCACCCCUCUGCGCAAGCUGGGCGACAGACGUGGCGUGGGUCCCUCCUAGCCAGCCCGGCUAGGUGAGGCGCUGGGGCUCUCAGCAGCAUCCUCGAGCCCUUUCCUCGCUUGGCUGGCGUUUCCGCUCACUGGAAGAGGAACUGCUCCUCAGGAGCUUCGGAGGCUCUCUGUAUCCCAACCCUGCCUCCCUCCCCUGUUCUGAUGGCAGUCCCCUGACAUGCCUCCUGACACCAGGCAAGCAACCUUAAUUGUACUAUUUUCGUUGUUGUUGUUUAGUCGUUUAGUCGUGUCCGACUCUUUGUGCCCCCAUGGACCAGAGCACGCCAGGCACUCCUGUCUUCCACUGCCUCCCGCAGUUUGGUCAGACUCAUGCUGGUAGCUUCGAGAACACUGUCCAACCAUUUCGUCCUCUGUUGUCCCCUUCUCCUUGUGCCCUCAAUCUUUACCACAUCAGGGUCUUUUCCAGAGAGUCUUCUCUUCUCAUGAGGUGGCCAAAGUAUUGGAGCCUCAGCUUCACGAUCUGUCCUUCCAGUGAGCACUCAGGGCUAAUUUCCUUAAGAAUGGAGAGGUUUGAUCUUCUUGCAGUCCAUCUCCUCCAGCACCAUAAUUCAAAAGCAUUAAUUCUUCGGCGAUCAGCCUUCUUUAUGGUCCAGCUCUCACUUCCACACAUCACUACCGGGAAAACCAUGGCUUUAACUAUACGGACCUUUGUUGGUAAGGUGAUGUUUCUGCUUUUUAAGAUGCUGUCUAGGUUUGCCAUCGCCUUUCUCCCCAGGAGCAGGCGUCUUUUAAUUUCGUGACUGCUGUCACCAUCUGCAGUGAUCAUGGAGGCCAAGAAAGUAAAAUCUCUCACUGCCUCCAUUUCUUCCGCUUCUAUUUGCCAGGAGGUGAUGGGCCCUGUGGCCAUGAUCUUCGUUUUUUUAAUGUUGAGCUUCAGACCAUAUUUUGCGCUCUCCUCUUUCACCCUCAUUAAAAGGUUCUUUAAUUCCUCCUCACUUUCUGCCAUCAAGGUUGUGUCAUCUGCAUAUCUGAGGUUGCUGAUAUUUCUUCCGGCGAUCUUAAUUCCGGCUUGGGAUUCAUCCAGCCCAGCCUUUUGCAUGAUGAAUUCUGCAUAUAAGUUAAAUAAGCAAGGAGACAAUAUACAGCCUUGCCGUACUAUUUUCAGUGCCUGCUUAAAAGAUUUUUAUUUGGGAAAGCCUACCCAGAAAUGUAGAAGAUACGUGGGUCUUUAUUUCUUUUUAAUAAUAUUUUGAAUAUUUAAAAAAUGCCUGUUUUAACUGAGUUUUUCUAAUGCAGUAAUGUUGAUGUUUUCUCUUAUAUUCUUGCAAACUUUUCUUUCACAAUGGAGCUGCAUGUGAAUCUUGUGAAUAAAAUAAAUAAAUAAAUAUUCCCUUCGAAAAGAGGUCACGUCAUCACGUUGUUGCCUCUGCCCUAGAUGUUAAAAACGGCCAAGAACAACAGGGACAGGGGCCGUGUCAACCACAGUGCCGCUCUCUUUGGCUUCGGAGACGGGGGAGGCGGACCAACUCAGAAGAUCCUGGACAGGCUGAGGAGAAUGAAGGACACAGACGGCUUGCCAAGGUCAGUCUCCCUUUGCUACGCUGACAAGCCCACUUUAAAAAGGAGAAACAAAAGCCUGGCUUCCUGUGGUUAGGAAGAUGGACCCACAAAGGUAUGGGCUGAAUAAAAGAUUUGUGGGAAGCCAUAUACAGUCAUACCUUGGGAUAAAUAUGCUUCAGGAUAAGUAUUUUCGGGUUGCGCUCCGCGGCGACCUGGAAGUAACAGAGCGCGUUACUUCCGGGUUUUGCCGCUCGCGUAUGUGCAGACGGUCAAAAUGACGUCACGCGCAUGCGCGGAAGCGGCGAAACGUGACCCGCGCAUGCGCAGAUGCGCAGUCGCGUCUUACGUUCUAUUCAGGAUGCAAACGGGGCUCCGGAACGGAUCCCGUUCGCAUCCCAAGGUACCACUGUAAAUGCCCUGUAAACAAAUUGGGAUGAACACUCAUUAACUCUCGGCAUCUCCCCCCUGCAUCCGGAUGAGCAUUUACCUAGUUGGAGUACACUUUCCUGCACCUCAGGAGGUGGCGCAGCAGGGCCAGUGAGGGGGCGUGGCCUGGAGGAGGGAGGGUGUGGCCUUUUGAGCAUCCCCAGGACUGGACGGAGAGGCAUUUAGUCUCUGGGCCUGAAGCUCUCCCCACCCCUGCUACAACUGGUGGUUUCUCUUUCUCUCCUUCUCAUAGGGUUCAGAUGUCCACCCCUGACCGGCUUUUCACUGCCCUGGAAAAGGAAAAGGCUCAGUUGUGUACCUGGGUUGGCGAACUGUUUCUGGAGCUCCAUAAUGGCACAUACACCACACACGGACAGGUUAGUAUGCACAGGAAAACAGUCAGACAGUCCUCUGGCUGAGAGUCAAAAGGUCUGUCCUCGGAAGCUUCUGUUCCCAAAGUUCUAAAACCAGCAUCACCUUAGAAGUUCAACUUGGGGGAAGUUUGUCCUCAUAAGCCUCCUGUCGGUUGCUGCAGCGUCUGCUUAUCUUGCUCUGUGAGACAGGAAAGGACAACCUUCCAGGUGCUGUUGGACUCCACAUCCCAUCAGCUCCAGCAAGCAGAACCAAUAGUCAGGAAUGAUGGGAGUUGUAGUCCAACAAGGUCUGGAAGACCGCAGGAUCUGGGUACAAAUACGUAGAGUUGCAGUGUUACAACUUGCAAUCUCUGCUUAUCGGUACCUGAUUAUCAUCAUCAUCAUCUAUUAAUUAAUUAAUUAAUUACAGCAUUGAAGUCCACUACGAAAAACAAUUUAAAGCAACUGGCAAUCAUAAAAAGCAAUGUGUCUGAUCAUUUCCUUCCAUUGCUGUUUUCUGUAAAUGUUUUCUCCUUUUGAAACCAGAUUAAGAAGGGGAAUCGGGAGUGUGAGCGCCUGCUCCACGAUGUUGAGAUUCUGAGUAGCUUUGCUUUGGCACAGAAAAGCUCUUUCCAGUACCCUUCUGCUAAGCUUCAGCACCUGUGGAGGUACAACUUUGAAUGUGAAUAUUUGGUGCUGUUCAGAAUAUGGGAUCUUGCUGGGCUUUGUUGGGGUAGUAGAAAGGGUGGCCAAAUCCUAAGAAAGAUCACCCACCACCUUUUCCCUCCCCACUCCUAUCACGGAUCCUGCCUGCUCCCCAUCUGAGAACUGUGACAAGGUGGUGGAGCCCCUGACCCGCAAAUGCUUUGUAUAGAUGCCAGCUAGUUCCUCUCUUCCUUUGGGUCUCCUGAUUUUUUGUCCCCUUUUGGUGGCAGGCUCCUCCUCCUGAAUCAGUUCCAUGAUGUCUUGCCAGGCAGCUGUAUCCAACUGGUAGCUGAGGAUGCCAUGAGAUACUAUUCAGGUAUGAAUUUACCCUGGCCCUUGAGAGAGGCCUCAAGAGGCCCUUCUCCUCAGCCUGCUAUCGGGAUACAUUAGAUUGGUCAGCCCGAGAGGCAGGGCCUUCGUGGUGGCAGCCCCAGUCACAUGAAUUCACUUCCUAGGGAGACACAUGUUGCCCAUAUUUUACUGGGUUUAAGAAUCUAGCACUACUUCUCUUCAGGUAUUGAGCUGUCAGAAUGACUAUAGCAUGGAACAGGGGUUUCUGAACCCUGGUCCUCAGACCAGCAGUUGUCCAAAAGCUUUAUUUAGGUGGUCUGUGGCAUGUCUGUGAAGAACACUUAGAAUCUGCAUUCUGCAAUAAAAUACAGUAUAAGAAAUAAAAGCAGCAGUACACAUACAAUUUAAAACCAUGCCGUAUCUGACACAAGGGACGCGGGUGGAGCUGUGGUGUAAACUACUGAGCUUUGGGCUUGCCGAUCGGAAGGUCAGCGGUUCGAAUCCCCGCGACGGAGUGAGCUCCCAUUUCUCGGUCCCUGCUCCUGCCAACCUAGCAGUUUGAAAGCACGCCAAAGUGCAAGUAGGUAAAUAGGUACCACUGUGGUGAGAAGGUAAAUGGUGUUUCUGUGCGCUGCUCUAGUUUCGCCAGAAGCGGCUUAGUCAUGUUGGCCACAUGACCCAGAAAAACUGUCUGUGGACAAACGUCAGCUCCCUCCGCCAGUACAGUGGUACCUCGGGUUACAGACGCUUCAGGUUACAGACUCUGCUAACCCAGAAAUAGUACCUCGGGUUAAGAAUUUUGCUUCAGGAUGAGAACAGAAAUCGUGCAGCGGCAGCAGCAGGAGGCCCCAUUAGCUAAAGUGGUACCUCAGGUUAAGAACAGUUUCAGGCUAAGAACGGGCCUCUGGAAUGAAUUAAGUUCUUAACCCGAGGUACCACUGUACUUUAUUUUAUCUUGGAGGGCAGGCACCCAAAGCAACCCAAGAAACGCUAACUGGCAGUUGGGGUGUGUGACACCAGGACCGAAGGUGACUCGGAACAGAGUAACCGGGAAGAGGGCAGGUUCUAGCUGUGGAAAGGAACCAUCCGCACGGCAACAUUUUGUUGCAGGUCCCACUUGCCCCUUUUAAAAUAUGUGCUACCGCUUUAGCUCACUCUGGAUGGGCAAGUUCCCUUAAUGGAAAUCCUUUCCCCCCAGAAAUUUGCAGUGCUGGAUCUCAACUUCUGAAAGAUGCUGUGCAGUCCCUGUUUGGAGGCCUUUUGUCAAGCAGUCAAGAGACUAACGGUGGCAUCCUUGUGGUCAACACGUUGCCGUGGAAACGAACUGAAGUCAUCCCCAAAGCUGGACCAGGAGGAUCCAAGACCUUAGGUGCCAACAGUGCUUCAGGCCUAAAAGCCUUUUGAUUCACAGAUAGAUUACUUUAUAGCAAGUUCUUCUUUAUUGUAGUGUGUAAAGUACUUCUAAUCGUUACAGAGUCCUUGCAAUAUUCUUAAGUGAAGGGAUUGUUGCAUUCACAAGAAGAAAUGCUAAAACCUAUUUUAGUCAUGCCCAUUAAUUUCAGUAUGCAUUGUGACCCCAGGUGGGAGUGAGAUACAGUGCAGAGGAUUGUAGAAGGACUCGACCGUAGCAAAUGCACCUGUCUUUUGGCUGAUUCAAAGUUAACCUGUCUCCUUUGUACCUCUUUAGCCUUGGUGACAGUUCCUAGCAUGGGCUACUGUGUUGUUCAAGAUUCCUUACCUCCUCCAUAUCCCGUGACAGUGACCAAAGAGGUGAGCUCCUCUCUGGCUUUUGCCAGGAAACCGGAGUUAAUAAUAUAUGCCGCAGGGCUACCAAAUGGUGGGCACCUGAGGGCACAUGUGGUGGGACUGCCUCAAGGUUGCGGAAUUCUGGGCCACGACGUUCAAAGAUAUUUCUUUAAUAACAAAUCACACUCGUCCCUCCUUCAUAUCUGGUGCUUCAGAAUUAUUUUCUGAAGCUGAUAAAGAAAAAAUAAGGAAUUCAUUUGCCACCUUUUGAUGGCAGCAAGGAUGUCUGGAGCAAUGUUUUGGGAGACGUUUGAGCUAGUCUAUUUGGCCUACUGGUACACAAGGGUUUGGCAGGUAGCCUUGCUGGAAGAAAAAUCCCGUAAACUGUCUCUAGGUGGAUUCGUUCAAAAAGACAAGUUUGAUGAAGUAUGGUUUGAUUUCAUAUAGUUUCAGAACAAGGAGGUAUGUGGAUGGAUGCCCCUCCAUGGAAUAAGUUACAUGAAAGUGCAGCAAAUUCCAUGACUUGGGAAUGGAGAUCCCGUUGCCUCUCUAGAUGUUCUGUACUACAACUUGCAUCACCCCUGGGGGAUGAUGGGAGCUAGAGCCCCUCUUUCUCUAGCUGAUGGGUGAAUCCAGGCAGCCUGUGUUUCCCCUUAUUCUUAGGCAUCAGGGUGUGACUGUUGGGAUGCUGCCAGGGAGACGGGGGCAUCAGGCAGGCCCAGAGCUGGCUCCAGCCACCGGCCGGCAGCCGGGCGAUCUCCAGGUCACGGAACAGCAUCAAUCAAUCAGCGACUCGAGCCUCAGUAGCCUUCUGAAGCUACCGAGCACGCUAAUUAGCAGAGUGAAUAAAUCUCCACAAUGGAAGUGGCGGACAGAGACAUGUGUAAGCAUUAUUUACAACAUUUAUUCAGCAUAGUUCAGGAACAAAGGAAAAAACAUGUCUGCUUCCCUUCGUCUCCAGCAAAACAACAAUAGCAAAAGCAAUAUACAAAACAGAAGUUCCCAGUAGACUGUGCUGGAAGUAAACAGGCAUGUGACACACAACAGUCAUGCCUGAUCCCUUUUAAGGUGGAACGGAACUAUAUCCUAACAGUGACCUCCUAGCGGCUCUUGUUCCUUUUCAUUUAUUUAGUUCUUAAAUCUUCCUCUGCAGGUGGAUGGCUCUGUCAUCAUGAAGAAUGGUCUUGUCCGGGUCUGUCUGGAUACUCUGGGGCGUGUGACAUCGCUUUGCUUAAUGCAUCCAGAGAGGUACUUUGAGAACUGAACUUUAUUUGUUCUCAAAUCAAGCCAUGCAAUUCCUUGACUCCUUGAGGGUGUGCUUUUCUCCUUAGAGAGUCAGUUCCUGAAGGUUGCUGCGCUAACCAGUUUGUGAUAUUUGACGACGUUCCAUUGUAUUGGGAUGCCUGGGACGUUAUGGACUAUCACCUGGAGACCAGGUAGGUUGCCUGUCAUCGUUUUGGCACAACACUGCAGCUUGAGAUUUCUUGUAUGUAACGAAAGGAUGCUGAAGAGCUUCUCUUCGCAGCAAAGGUAACGGCAUCCAUUCGGUCUCUCUUGAGACAGAGCUGGAAUUGCAAAUCAGUCAGAGAGAAUCACACACGCUUCGCAUCAAUGGCACAAUUUACCGUAUUUUUUGCUCUAUAAGACUCACUUUUUCCCUCCUAAAAAGUAAGGGGAAAUGUGUGUGCGUCUUAUGGAGCGAAUGCAGGCUGCACAGCUAUCCCAGACGCCAGAACAGCAAGAGGGAUUGCUGCUUUCGCUGCGCAGCAAUCCCUCUUGCUGUUCUGGCUUCUGAGAUUCAGAAUAUUUUUUUUCUUGUUUUCCUUCUCCAAAAACAAGGUGCGUCUUGUGGUCUGGUGCGUCUUAUAGAGCGAAAAAUACGGUAGUUUAAACCACUAGAGCGCUUCCAGGUGUUGUUAAAAAAUAUCCAGGUGUAUCACAAGCAUGUAGGGAGAAAUGGCCAUACAACAAGUAAGCAAAAGCAAGGGCUUAUAUAAAAAGAAAUAGCACAUUUCCUUGUUUGAGAACACUGCAUGUUUUCAGCAUAGCUCAAAACUCAAAUCUAUGUAUCUCAGGGUAAGCAAUGUUUACCACUGUAAGGAAUGUUCUUGCAUUUUGGAACCCUUCUCACUCCUGUUCUCCUCUCUCUGUUACAUACUCAUGUCUCUUGAAAAAUCUUCAGGCACAGCCAUUCUUCCUUUGCAGAGGAAAGGAAAAAAGGACUAAGGAGGAGGGCGCAGUACAGACUUACCUCUUAGUGUGAGUGGCAUGGAGGGAACCAAUGAAAGUGAUGGCCAACAGACUGAAAACAAAGGGAAAUGGAAUGUCUAAUUCACUAAAGGAGCAGCCAGUAGGGAGCCUGCUUUGCAGGGUUAGUUGCCAGAACCUCCGGUUAGAAGGUAGUAUGUGAUGGUGGAGGGAACUGCCUGAGACCUUGGAGAACUGCUGCCAGCCAGUGUAGUACUGAUCUAGGUGGAGAAAUGUCUGCCUCUGUGUAAGGGAACUUUAUUUGAUGGGACCAGGCGGGCAGGCACAGAACGAAAUGAAAUCUAAUCUGCUAUCUGAAACCUUUUGGCUUUUCUAGGUAGUGUGGUGGAUUUCUUCAGUAAACACACCAUUGUGAUGCUUAAGAUGGCUUUAUCUGGUCACAAUAGCGGCCUCUGGGGAGCCCACAAAAGUGGAGCCCCAAACCUAUAAAUCACACAGGCUUACAUAGAGACAUUCCUUCACCUUAGCUUUGCACAUGUGUGGAAGUGAAGCCACGUUCUCAGUGGGAAAGUGCGCCUGCGUGGUCAGAGCUGGAUGCCUGAUUCACCAACAGGAACACGGCGCCUGCUUUCUGUCAAACUAGCCCAAGGCUGAGUUUUUCCUGCACAAACAUUCUUGACACCUCCUUAAUACAGUCUGAGCAAGCAGAUUCUCCUGACCGUAUCCUUUCACACACACUUGUUUACAUCUCUUCACAUAUGGGUAUUGGGCAUUUGAAACAUGCCACAGAGUGUGUGCAGAGUAGACCACACAGAUGGAAACACUGAAGAGACGCAAAAAUAUCUUUGCAUGGUUUAAUAACAAAACUCCUCUAACAUACAUCUUACAUAGUGUCUAUAAUCAUCACCCAUCCAUCCACCAAGGGAGAGUAAGGUGCAUACUGCGCAUUAUAUACCAUUCACAAUUGCUGACACAGCUAAUUACAGUGACUUAUCAGCACCUGCUACACUGGUAAAGGUAAAGGGACCCCUGACCAUUAGGUCCAGUCGUGGCCGACUGGGGUUGUGGUGCUCAUCUCGCUUUAUUGGCCGAGGGAGCCGGCGUACAGCUUCCGGGUCAUGUGGCCAGCAUGACUAAGCCGCUUCUGGAGAACCAGAGCAGCGCACGGAAAUGCCAUUUACCUUCCCGCUGGAGUGGUACCUAUUUAUCUACUUGCACUUUGAUGUGCUUUCGAACUGCUAGGUUGGCAGGAGCAGGGACCAAGCAAUGGGAGCUCACCCCGUCGUGGGGAUUCAAACCGCCGACCUUCUGAUUGGCAAGUCCUAGGCUCUGUGGUUUAACCCACAGCGCCACCCGCGUCCCUAUGCUACACUGCUACGCAGCUGUAAAAACUAGGUCAGGAUAUGCACCCUGGCUUUUAAAUUGGUACACACCCUGUGGAACAAUAAUGAACCCUAACAUUUAAACAAACUAUUCAACAAUGGGCUGUCUACGCUACAGUAGUCAGCAGAGGCAGCUCCCCAUGGGUAUCGGGCUUUUUGUGCUCCCUCUUGUGAGGAGAAGCACCAUCUUCUACUACUCAAAAUAAAGCUUCCCACAGCCACCGUUGGAGGCAGUGAUGCUCCUGAAUACCAUUUCCUGGAAACCACAAGAGGGGAGAGGGCUGCUCUUGUGAUCGGUUCCUGCUUGUGGGAUUCCCAUUUUGGGCAUUUGGUUGGCACUAGACGGGCUGGACUAGACGGGCCAUUGGCUUGAUCCAGCAGGGCUCUUUGGAUAUUCUUCCCUUACGGCCUAGAACAGCGGUCCCCAAACUAAGGCCCGUGGGCUGGAUAAGGCCCGAGGGACUCGUUUAUCCAGCCUGCGGCAACUGCCGCUGCCCGCUCUUACCAGUGCUGCGCUGCGCGGCUGCCCACUUCCGGGUCGGAGGAGCACCGGAAGUUGGUUGUGCGCAUGCGCAAGUGUUAUUUCCGGUGCACAUUCAGGUCGGAGGAGGCCCGCGCACAAGCUAUUUCCAGUGCUCCUCCGACCCGGAAGUGCGCCGGAAAUAGCGUGUGCACACGCGUAUGGGCACGCGCUCCCCCACCCUCCGGUCCGCCGCGCAAUCGGCGCUGGAGACACCGGCCCGAGGUGCAGUAAGUUUGCUGACCCCUGGCCUGGAACUCUGAGCCAAUGAUUUCCUUGUAAAUAUCCCUUUCAGGAAGACCAUUGCACAUCUCCUUAAACCCUUGGAAAUCAUCCAGCCAGGGGGACUGCGGGGCAGUGUGACCUCCUCCCUUCAGAUCAGCGAGAAGAGCGUCCUUACGCAAGAGGUCAUUCUGGACGCAGCAUGCCCUCACGUCCGCUUCCAGACUCAGGUUCGAUAUGCUUGUAAUCUUCUCUGGAAGCUCUUUCCCCUCCUAAAUACACCCACACCUGUGUAUGUUUUGUAAAUCUGUUUUUUCCCCUUUAAAUUAAAUAUUUUUUAAAUUACAUUUCAAGAAAAGAUCGUACAAGGUUAUGCAAAAUACAGUGUUAGCAAACAGGGUCUGGUGACAAUAUACAUAGUCCAUAUACCAUUACUGACCACUGUCAAACAAAUACAGACAUAAAAUAAAACCAAAAUAAAUAAACCACAGGUAUGGGAAUGUGUGGAAGGUAGCAAGUGGAGCUAUCUAUAGCAUAGGCAUCAUAGUUAAAGAAGACAAGGUUACAAAACAUGGACCCUGUUAUACCAAGGAAAAUGAUGAAAUGUGCUGAGUCAGUGUAUAAGCCAUAUUUGUUUGUAGGCCACGGGAGGUCUUUGCUUACCAUAGCUGUCAACUUUUCCCUUUUCUUGCGAGGAAUCGUAUUCGGAAUAAGGGAAUUUCCCUUAAAAAAAGGGAAACGCUGACAGCUGUGCUGCUUACAAGUGAAAUAAAGUCAGACCAAACAAGUAUGAAAUCGUCCUUUUUCUUUGGCCCCUCAAGACUCUCAGCUUACUACGUUUUCCAGCAAGGCAAUAUCCCACACUUUAGAUGGGUCCAGUCUAAUUUUUUCCACAACUGUGUGAUCCUCAUUCCAGCUGCUAUAAGUAGGUGCACUAUCAAGCCUUUCUUAUGCAAUGUUUAAAAUCUAUUGAUUCAGAAUGCUUGAUAUUUCUGAUUAAAAAAAUAUUAUAAACGAGGCCUGCUGUGCAAAAUCCAAAGGUUGCUUUUAUAACCUUAGUCUAUGAAAGAUUGCAGCGUUUUGGGACUUUUAGCUUAGAGAAAAGGUGAACAAGAGGCACCAUGAUAGAAGUUUAAAAAAAUUGUGCCUGGGAGGGAGAAAGUGCAUAUAGAAAAGUUUUUCUUUCUCUCUCAUAACAAUAGAACUCAGAGGCAUUCAAUGAAGUUGAAUGCUGGAGGAUUCAGGACAGGUCAAAGAAAGGACUUCUUCUCACAGCGCAUAGUUAAACUGCGGAACUCCCUGCCCCUGGAGGCAGUGAUGGCCACCAGCUUGUUGUUGUUUAGUCAUUUAGUUGUGUCUGACUCUUCGUGACCCCAUGGACCAGAGCACGCCAGGCACUCUUGUCUUCCACUGCCUCCCACAGUUUGGUCAGACUCAUGCUGGUAGCUUCGAGAACACUGUCCAACCAUCUCGUCCUCUGUCGUCCCCUUCUCCUUGUGUCCUCCAUCUUUCCCAACAUCAGGGUCUUUUCCAGGGAAUCUUCUCAUGAGGUGGCCAAAGUACUGGAGCCUCAGCUUCAGGAUCUGUCCUUCCAGUGAGCACUCAGGGCUGAUUUCCUUCAGAAUGGAUAGGUUUGAUCUUCUUGCAGUCCAUGGGACUCUCAAGAGUCUCCUCCAGCACCAUAAUUCAAAAGCAUCAAUUCUUCGGUGAUCAGCCCUCUUUAUGGUCCAGCUCUCACUUCCAUACAUCACUACUGGGAAAACCAUAGUUUUUACUAUACGGACCUUUGUUGGCAAGGUGAUGUCUCUACUUAAAAAGUAGAGACAUCACCUUGCUGCCAGCCUAGACAGAUUUAAAAGAUUAGACAGCUUGGAGGAGAGGGCUAUCAAAGGCUACCAGCCACUGUAGGAAGCAGCAAUGCUGCUGGAAAUGGUUGCUGGAAUUUGUAGGAGCGGAGAAAUUGCUCUUGGGCACGAAUCCUACUUGCCGGUUUCCCACUGGGGCUUCUGCUGUGAGAACAGGAUGCUGGACUGAUUCAGCAGCCAGGCUCCUCUUAGGUUCUUGAGACAAAACAUUUACUGCAUUUUAGUGUUAGUGUGCUUGGCUCUGUGAUAGGCCUUUUGAACAUUGCAUCAUUAGGAACUUUGCUUGCCCCACCCCAAUCUGUCAUUUCAGUGAACUCUCUUGCGUUCCAAAAGCAAGGAAGGAUUGGACUCUGAUUAAUAAAAUACACACGAGGCUUGACCAGCAAGACUCUGGGAGGAAGGGCCAAUAAUAAUCUGUCCACCCCUUAGCCCAGGUCGUUUUAUUCACAAAAGAACUUUUUUACACAGUGUUCAUAAGAACCAAUCAGAUUUCCUCUGAGCAUUUCAAAAAACCCCACGUGGGACAAAGUCAGAUCAGAAGAAAUCCUUUUAACUACAAAGAAACUAUUUCCUACUUAAACAUGCAUACGUGGUUAAGCUAAAUAAACAGGAACCAAGAAGAAAUGCAUUUAGUGCCCCCAGAGGUCAUAAAUUCAUAGGAAAGAAAGACACAUUUACCAUCUCCGUAUAAACUCUGUUCCUGGCCCUUAAGAUCUAUCUAAAGAUUAACAAAAGCUACACCAAAGCUACCUUUUAUCUUUAUGGCUUAGGAUGCCUGAUGAAGCAACGAGUCUGUGUUUUAGACUGCUUUAGGCGUAGAAAAUGGACAGUAGAGAAGAUGGGCAGAGAUGGAGAGGCUUGUGGGAUUUAAUCAGAAAUUAUUCUCAAUGACUCAGACCCAGUCCACGCAAUGCUUUCACUGCGGACACAAUGGCUUGCUCCAUAUUUUCAUAAUUCCUCAUAGCAAUCCCACCUGACCCCCACAAACUCAACCCUAGUCUGGUUUCACUUUCCUUUGCUGUUUGGGACUGGCCUGGAAUAAGGAGAACUCAUCAGCUUUAGUAGGUUGUGUAGAUGUUAUGACACUUCCGGGUGACCUGGAAGUUCCUAGAGCAGGGGAGCCUCCAAAUAAACUGGGAGAAUGUAUGUGUUUUAUAUGUAAGUAAGUAAGUACCGUAUUUUUCGCUCUAUAGGACACACUUUUCCCCCUCCAAAAAUUAAGUGGAAAUGUGUCUGCGUCCUAUGGAGCGAAUGCAGGCUCCUUGGCUUCAGCGAUAGCAACAAGAAGCCUCCGAAGCCCAGAGGGAGAACUCCCCCCGCGCUCUGGAGGCUCCGCGGUGCUUUCGCUGAAGCCCCCGGAGCGCAGCGGGAGUUCCCGCUGCGCUCCGAAGGCUUGCAGAUAGCUGCCUGAAGCCUGGAGAGCGAGAGGGGUCGGUGCACACCGAUCCCUCUUGCUCUCCAGGCUUCGCUUCGCUGGAGAGGCGCUGCACAGUUUUCCCUCUCUGCGCAGCGCCCCUUCAGUGAAGCGGGAGGAGAAAUGGAAGGGGCUCUGUUUCUCCUGCUGCUUCGCUGAAGGGGUGCUGAGCAGAGAGGGGGAGAAAUUUUUUUCCCCUGUUCUCUCCCUCCUAUGGUCCGGUGCGUCCUAUAGAGCGAAAAAUACAGUAAGUAAGUAAAUAAAUAAAUAACUUUGAGAUUGGGGGCAGGGCGGAGAACAAGGCACCUUUUCUCCUCUGAUACGCUACACUUCUUGCUGGAUCCACAGGUGGACUGGAAUGAGGCUCAUAAGUUCCUCAAGGUGGAAUUCCCUGCCAAGGUCCGGAGCCCCAACGCCACAUAUGAGAUACAGUUUGGCCACCUUCAGAGGCCAACGCACUGGAACACCUCUUGGGACUGGGCUCGGUUUGAGGUGAGAAUUUGCCCACAGACUCCUGGCCAAGAUAGGUAUUGCUGGGUGGCUGUCAACCUUUCUGUUUAUCAACUGUCUACACCGGUGGUUCCCAAAGAUUUUUGGGCCACCGCCCCCUCGGUUCCAUAAAUUCAGAAGAGUUUUCAGCAGGCAUUUCAAAGUUGGCACAGGAGGCACCUGCUAAAUCUCUCAUGGCAAAGAGUUCCACAGGACCAGGCCAAGGGCACCAAAGGCUCUGUUUCCUGCUGUUGCCAAAUGAGUUCUCAGAGAACGAGCAACGACGCUCUUGCAGAUGAACUCAGUGAUCAAACUGGGACAGAAGGGUUCAGGCAAUCCCUGAGUUAGCUGGACCUAAGUUGUUCAGGGCUUUGGAAGACCCUUGAACUGGGCGAAAGGACUGUGAACUCAGGCCUGGCACUGAAAACACAAUCCCUGGGCUGAGCAUAUACUCAGAGGCUCCUUAAUUAUGUGUGUGUGUGUCCACCCUCCCAAGUGCUUUAAAAAACAACAACAACAUGGUUCUGGUUAAUAUACCUUAGGAAUUCUAGUUUUAAAAACACAGGAGACCCUGCAAGCCUGAAGUUUGCUUAUAAGAGUCGGUGGAGAAGAGUCGAGUCGGUGGAAGAAGAUUGGAAGAAAUUCAAAGACUAUUUACAGAAAUACUGCAGAAUUAAUGAAUGUUAGAAUGAUGUUGGAUUGAAGUUAAGUGGUUUCUAGCUGUACAGGCACAAAAGAAUAUGGAAAAAUUGGUUUUUAAUAUGUAAAAUGUAAAAUUUAAAGUUAUAAUAUAUCAAGAUUAAAGAUUAGGAUUAAAAAGGAUGGAAAGGAAUUGUUGGAUUAACAUAUUUAAUUAGAAUACAGAAGAGGGAGGUAAGAGGAGGUCCGGGAAACAAGUAAACGUAAAAGAAGUGAGGAAAAGAUGAAAUUGUUUUUGAUUGUUUUUUCUUUUUCUACCUUGUAUUUUUUCUUUUCAUUGUUAAUUUUUUCUUUACUAAUGUGGUCUUUUUUUUACUUUUCUGUGAAACUUUAAAAAAUAUUAUUUAAAAAAAAAAAGAAGUUUGCUUAUAACUGCCCUGGAUUAUGAUGCUUGUCCUAAUAUCAGUUUGGUUAUUCUUUUUCCAAGGUGUGGAGCCACAAGUGGAUGGACCUGUCUGAGCAUGGCUUUGGGGUGGCCCUGCUGAACGACUCCAAAUAUGGCUGCUCCGUCCGGAGCAACGUGAUGAGCCUUUCCCUGUGAGUUUUGGCAGGCAGGCAGGAAAAGAUUUCUGGCGGGAUGGCUUGAGGUCUUUGGUAUUCCAGAAUUUUGCUGUGUUUCCCUGGCACUUUAGAAGGGAGCUUGCUGGUGCCUUGUGUAUCUUGGUUCAGUGCACAUCUAAUGUUUGCCUGUUUGGCUACGUCAGGAAUGGAGUAACAGAAGUGAGUCUGGGAAUGGCCAUGUUGGUGGAACUGCACAGUCAAUAACACAAGCGUCCCGUGCAAAGCUCAGAACAAAUAAAAAGAAAGAACUUAGUCAGGCAGCGCAGAGUUAAACCAUGGAACUUAGAUGGCUUUAAAAGAGGAUUGGACAGUAUCAUUUAUUAUUCCUCUGAUACUUGUUUAGAAAACCCAGUUAAAAGUCAUUUUUCUGAAAAAAAAGAGAAUUAGACAAAUUCACGAAGGAGAGGGCAAUCGAUGGCUGCUAGCCUCAAUGGCUGCACUCUCUCCAUGUUCAGCAAAAGGUUCUGAAUAUCAGUUGCUGGAAACCACAGGAGGGCAGAGAGCUCUUAUGUUCAAAUCCUACUUGUGGAUUUCCUUUCGGUGCAUCUGGUCGACCACUGUGGGAACAGGGCAUUGGACUAGAUGGGCAAUUGGCUUGAUCCAGUAGGCCAAUUCUUACCUUCUUGUAUAGUAAUAUAUCAUUUUCAUCUGCAUGAAGGUUAAGAGCACCAAAGUCGCCUGACGCCACAGCAGAUAUUGGGAGCCAUCAGUUUACAUAUGCAGUGAUGCCUCAUGUAGGUAAGAAGAGUUUGGAUUUGGAUUUGAUAUCCCGCUUUAUCACUCCCCGAAGGAGUCUCAAAGCGGCUAACAUUCUCCUUUCCCUUCCUCCCCCACAACAAACACUCUGUGAGGUGAGUGGGGCUGAGAGACUUCAGAGAAGUGUGACUGGCCCAAGGUCACCCAGCAGCUGCAUGUGGAGGAGCGGAGACGCGAACCCGGUUCCCCAGAUUACGAGUCUACCGCUCUUAACCACUACACCACACUGGCUAAGUGGAGCUUUUUGAAGCAACUAAACAGCCGCCUACAGGCAUGGCGGUGAGGUGACUGUCCCUUUCUUGCCUCUGAUGGCAAAGUGCUGUCUUCUGAACAGGUUCAUUCCAGGAGGCGGAGGUGAUCCGUCAGGCAUACAACUUGAAUUUCCCUCUUCACAAGGUGCCGUGCGUCUCAGGGCAGCACCCAGCUUGGAGCGCCUUCUCUGUGCAAUCCCCAGCUGUUGUCCUGGAAGCAAUAAAGCAGGUACGGGGCCCAAGUCACAAAGUGACUUCUCUCGAUGGCUACUAGUCCCAAGGGAAGCUCAGCUCUAACUCCACGAUCACAGGCAGCAGUGCUUCUGUAUACCGGCUGCUGGGAACAAGAAGAGAAAGAAUUCUUGUGCUUGGGUCCUGUUUACUGGUUUCCCACAAGGGGCAUUGGGUUGAGCCCUAGAUGGGCCCUUGGCCUAAUCCAGCAGGACUCUUCUAAUGAUGAGCAGUAUGCCAGGGGUGGGGAGCCACAGGCCUGAGAGCAAAAUGUGGCCCUUCAAAUCUCUCUGGCCCUUGGAGUUGAAAAUAUCAAUAACAAAGAAACCAGAGUCAUAUCUCCUUGGAUUGAUAGAUGAAGAGAUACCACGGGGGUCGGGGGAUUUUUUCAUAUGCAAGUACAGCUGCUAGAAUAGUGAUUGCUGCUAGGUGGAAGUCACAAGCUAUACCCACAAAGGAGGAAUGGGUUUGUAAACUAAAUGAAUAUUUAAUUUUGGCAAAAUUAACUGCUAUAAUAAGAAAUCAGUCGAAUCAAAAAUUAAAAAAGGAGUGGAAAUGUUUGGAUGAAUAUAUGGCAAAAUAUUGCUGGGGAAAAAGAUAUGCUAAUAUGCAUAGAUUAAAAUGUGAAGUACUGGAUGGAAGAAAAAUUAGUAAGGAAAGAUAAUAAGAAUAUAUAGGUGAUUUGAGAAGAUUGUAGAAUGCAAAGGUUGUUGUAAAUUGUAUAAUGUGGAGGAAAUCGAGUGGCGGCGGAGGGAAGUGGGAGGAAGGAGAAUGGAUUGAGGAAAUAGAAAUGUAAAUGGAUGGGGGGAUGGGGAGGAAAUUGUGUUAGCUUUAGUACAUCUGUAUUGUAAUGUAAUAUGUGAAAACCAAUAAAAAAAGAAAGAAGAAAAACAACAACAAAGAAAAAAAAUCUCUCUGGCCCUUGGGAAUUUCUCCAAGCGGUGCCCCCCUGCCCAUGCUCUUCGCCACCUUUGCCCUUGGCUUUUGUGAUGGAAGAAAGGUGGGAUACAAAUUUAGUAAGUGGUCAGCCAUAACCAAUGGACCACAAGGAGAGAGGAGUGGUUGCACAGAGCUGGAGAAGAGCAUUGUGCUGACUAUGGGCUGAUUAUGGGACGCUUGUCUGUUUCCUUCCCUCCUUUCAGGCUGAGGACGUGCCAGGUGUGCUGGUGAUCAGGCUGUAUGAGUCGCACGGCAGUACUGUGGUCACCUGGCUCCAGACGUCUCUCCCAGUCCAAGAGGCCGUCAUGUAAGUGUGUAAAUGUAAACACCACAAGGCGCUUCCAGGCUGCUGCUGUUUUCAGGUGGAGUUCUAUCACAUCCUGGUAUUCCGCUAAAGUUUAUUUGGCACCCCUGACAAAUAAAUGCACUUCCCCCCAAAAUUUGGAUUUUUUUGUACAGUGGUACCUCGGGUACGCGGGUGGCGCUGUGGGUUAAACCACAGAGCCUAGGACUUGCCGAUUGGAAGGUCGGCGGUUCGAAUCCCUGUGAUGGGGUGAGCUCCCGUUGUUCAGUCCCAGCUCCUGCCAACCUAGCAGUUCGAAAGCACGUCAAAGUGUAAGUAGAUAAAUAGGUACCGCUCCAGCGGGAAGUAAACGGCGUUUCCGUGCGCUGCUCUGGUUCGCCAGAAGCGGCUUAGUCAUGCUGGCCACAUGACCCGGAAGCUAUACGCCGGCUCCCUCAGCCAAUAAAGCGAGAUGAGCACCGCAACCCCAGAGUCGGCCACAACUGGACCUAAUGGUCAGGGGUCCCUUUACCUUUACCUUGGGUUAAGUACUUAAUUCAUUCUGGAAGUCUGUUCUUAACCUGAAACUGUUCUUAACCUGAAGCACCACUUUAGCUAAUGGGGCCUCCAGCUGCCGCUGCCAUGCGAUUUCUGUUCUCAUCCUAAAGCAAAGUUCUUAACUCGAGGUACUAUUUCUGGGUUAGCAGAGUCUGUAACCUGAAGCGUCUGUAACCCAAGGUACCACUGUAAUAAAGAAAGCAGAGGGGAAGCGUACUGGAAAGUGUGAGAUAAUACUUGUUGGUCACAAUGCUGUCUAACCUCCCAGCAAACAAAUCUGAACGGAUGCUUAGUGAGUAGCCGAUCUCAUCUCGCCUCCCGAAUCAGGAUGAAUGCCCAGUGAAUGGGUUUUCCGGACUGUGCUCAAAGAGUUCCACUCUUCUCCUUUCUUAGGUGCGACCUCCUAGAGCAGCCUGAUCCAAGCAAGUGCGUGCCACUGGAGGAGCGUGGCCUGCGCCUCUCCUUUACACCUUUCCAAAUACAAACUGUCCUGCUGACUUUGAAACAACCAGGCAGCAGCUGAUCUUUUGGAGCACAAACUGCAAGCUUGGGCCUGAAGCUAUGGCAGACACGGGUGGACUUGAAAGAUCCGCACCAUUCUUCUUCUUCUUCUUCUAAAUAAUUUUUUAUUAUUUUCCUUUAAACAGCUUUCAACAAUACAUUGAUCAACAUAAAAACCCUUUUUGCUCUGCCGAGCUUACGACUUCCCUUCAACCGGUAUCCCGUAUCAAAUCCAAUUGUGCAAUCUAACUUUACUAUAUGUCUACACUGUAGGAUUUACUUCAAUCCUGCUAGUGUCUUCAAAUUUUUGCAAUUAUCAUAAAUAAAUUUACUCCAGUCUCUUUGGAAUUUCUGAU